UUUGAUUUUGGCGCUAUCUUCACUAUAUAAACUACUACGACAUUCUCAUCUCCGACGGAAUCGCUCGCCGGAAAUGGAGAAGACGACGGUGGACGGAGGAGGAGAGAUGAAACAGAGUCAUGUAAUCGUAUUCCCUUUCCCAAGGCACGGCCACAUGAAUCCGAUGCUCCAAUUCGCGAAGCGAUUAGUCUCCAAAGGCCUUCUCCUAACAUUCCUCACCACUUCCUCAGCAAGUGAAUCCCUAAUUCUCGAUCUCCCUCCCUCUCCGAUCCGUCACAAAGUCAUCUCCGAUGAUCCUGAAUCCAACAACAUCGACAGUCUCGACGCUUAUCUCCGAAGCUUCCGAGCCGCCGCCUCCAAAUCCUUGGCCAAUUUCAUCGACGAAGCCCUAAUUUCUGAUUCCAAUGAAGUUCUUCCGAGUCUUAUCGUUUACGACUCUGUUAUGCCCUGGGUGCAGAGCGUCGCCGCAGAGCGUGGUUUGGAUGCGGCUCCGUUUUUCACACAAUCCGCCGCCGUUAAUCAUAUCCUAGAUCUCGUCUAUAAAGGAUCUCUGAGCAUUCCGCCACCGGAGGAUGUAGCGGUUUCGCUUCCAUCGGAGAUUGUUCUUCAACCAGCAGAUCUGCCUACCUUGCCUGACGAUGGAGAUGUGGUUUUGGAGUUCAUGACCAGUCAGUUCAUCAAUUUGGAGAAUGUAAAGUGGAUUUUCUUCAACACGUUUGAUCGGCUCGAAUGCAAGGUUGUUAAUUGGAUGACCAAGACAUUGCCCAUUAAGACAGUGGGGCCGACCAUUCCAUCGGCAUAUUUGGAUGGUCGAUUGGUGGACGACAAAGCCUAUGGGUUGAAUGUCUUGAAUCCCAAUGAUGGGAAGAAGGCUAUAGAGUGGUUAGACUCGAAAGAAACUGCUUCAGUUAUUUAUAUUUCAUUUGGAAGUUUGGUUAACUUAGAAAAAGAACAAGUAACGGAGCUGACAUGUUUUCUUAGAAACACGAAUCUUUCCUUCUUAUGGGUCCUAAGAGAAUCCGAACUGGGAAAGCUUCCUAACAACUUUGUUCAAGAUACAUCAGAACAAGGCCUAAUCGUGAACUGGUGUUGUCAACUAGAAGUUCUAUCACAUAAGGCAGUAAGUUGUUUCGUGACUCAUUGUGGUUGGAAUUCAACCAUAGAAGCAUUGAGCUUGGGGGUGCCAAUGAUUGCAAUCCCCCAAUGGGUCGAUCAAACGACGAACGCCAAGUUCGUCGCAGAUGUUUGGGAAGUCGGAGUUCGAGUGAAGAAGAACGACAAAGGCAUUGUGACAAAGGAAGAACUAGAGGCCUCGAUCCGAAAGAUUGUUCAAGGAGAGAAACCAAAUGAGAUUAAACAGAACUCAAUCAAGUGGAAGAAAGUAGCUAAAGAAGCCAUGGACGAAGGAGGCAGCUCUGAUAAGAACAUUGAUGAAUUUGUCCAAGCAAUGGCUGCGUCAAUCAUCUAGGUAACAACAUAAUCUUUAUCUUACAUUCAUUUGUCUUUCAAUUCCACGUAGAAAUAAACUAUCUUCCAUGAUAAUACUAAUUUGGAACAUGUCUUUCAAAAAUGCUUAAAUA
This is a messenger RNA of Cucurbita moschata (crookneck pumpkin), 1580 nucleotides long. RefSeq names its product UDP-glycosyltransferase 74E2-like. The record is from RefSeq and is a predicted model, not a curated record. Bases 74 to 1468 code for a protein of 464 amino acids. NCBI's taxonomy places the organism in Eukaryota, Viridiplantae, Streptophyta, Magnoliopsida, Cucurbitales, Cucurbitaceae. Gene Ontology annotation, molecular function: UDP-glycosyltransferase activity. The transcript has 2 exons.